Molecule: messenger RNA, 1248 nt
Organism: Symbiodinium pilosum
Lineage: Eukaryota; Dinophyceae; Suessiales; Symbiodiniaceae
Source: the annotation of a GenBank genome assembly
AUGUUCGAGGAUGGCGAGUGGUACAACGCAACAGUCGUCAAGGACCUGGGAGAUGGAGGAUUUGAAGUCUCCUGGGAUGAUCCCGACGGAGGUCCGGAGACAUCGGUCUGCAAUGCGGAAGAGAUGCGGCUAGUUGAAGUCGAUGAAGACUACGCGCAAGGGGAUUGGGUGGAGGCUAUGUUUGACCUGGAUCAAAUUUGGUAUCCUGGGGUGGUGGAGGAAGCCUUUGGCAACAAGACCUUUCUUGUUCGAUGGGAUGAUCCUGAUGGUGGACCAGAGACCAGCGUAUGCGCUCCCAGAUACAUGAAGCAUCACUCGGUCUACUACUGUGACUACCAGGUAGGAGACAGAGUAGAUGCCAGAUCUUCCAGCGGGGAAGUGCGACCAGCCUUCAUUGGAGACAUCCACGCAGAUGGUUCUUUCGACGUGCAAUGGGAGACAGACUCGGAGGAAGGCCGCUUCAGGUGUUGGGCCGAAGACCUGAAAGGAGUCCGGCGAGACUAUGGGGUUGGUGAUAGGGUGGAGGCAUUGUACCCAGGGACAUGGGAAUGGCAGACCGGCGUUGUGAGGCGUCGACUGGAGUUUGGUGCCUUUGAAAUCCGUUGGGACCAACCUGGGGCUGGCCCAGCCUCCUCAAUGAGCACUCCGGAAGAGAUGUCACCUCUCCAAGACUUGGAUGAGGAAGACUGGUUCAGUGAGGACCUUGAUGAGGAGUACGAAGGCGACGAGUCUGACAAUUUUCCUCCAGAAGAGGCCGCUUCUUCCAAAAUCACGUCCUGCGCCAAGCCGGAUCCGAGCUGCCAGAGGAGCAGGGUGCCCUCCGAAAUCCUGCUGGCGCAGUAUGUACGGCUUCCCGAAGUUCAGUGUUUGUGCUUUCACCCUACAACCACAGCUCUGCAGAUGGUCUUUUGGCGAGGGCGUCCGACCCAUCCAUCUCGCUCGUGGACAGUUGCAAAUGGACCACAGCUCACGCUGAACCCUCGACAAAGAGGCCAUCGCCGCAACUGGCGGCAGAGACAGGUCUCUAAGCUUUUGGGCUCCACCGUCAUUCGACUGAUUCCCAGCCGGCACUUGGUGCAAAGAUUCGCCAGCAGAGCCAAAACAGCAGCAGCCGGUCGGGAUUCGGUUUGGGCACGUUGGCUUCGAGCUCAUGGCAUGCUGGUGGCCUGGACCCGGUGCAAGACUGUAGCAGUAGCAUUGCGCUGUUGCAGGUUUGUGGGCACUGCGGGAAUUUUCCAGCGUACAUAA